AUGCAAAACUUCAACUCCCAUCACCCCACGCUGACGUUUACCCAUCAUGCAGCUCGGCCUUGAGAAGAUGAGGCAAGAUGGCGACUAAAAUAAGCAGAGACAGUCCCCCUCCUUUUGAUUGUCCAUCAUGGGCAGGCAAGCCGCCCCCAGGGCUCCAUCUAGACGUGAUGAAGGGAGACAAACUGAUAGAGAAACUGAUCAUAGAUGAGAAGAAGUACUACCUGUUUGGUAGGAACCCGGACUGGUGUGACUUCACCAUCGACCACCAGUCAUGUUCACGUGUCCACGCUGCCCUGGUCUACCACAAACACCUGAAAAGGGUCUUUCUCAUAGACCUCAACAGCACACAUGGUACUUUCCUUGGACACAUCCGUUUGGAGGCACACAAGCCUCAGCAGGUUCCCAUAGACUCUACAAUAUCUUUUGGGGCCUCAACACGGACCUACACCAUCAGAGAGAAACCCCAAACCCAAGGCACUGCUGGUACAGGGGACAGUAAGACAGGAGAGGAUGAGGAGCUGAAAGGACUGCUUGGGCUUCCAGAAGAAGAAACAGAAUUAGAGAACCUGACAGAGUUCAACACAGCUCACAACAAGCGCAUCUCCCUCUUGACCAUCGAAGAGGGCAACCUGGAAAUCCAAAGGCCUAAGAGGAAACGGAGGAACUCCAGAGUUACUUUUAGCGAGGAAGACUCUAUCAUUAACCCAGAGGAUAUAGACCCCUCAGUGGGACGCUUUAGAAAUAUGGUGCAGACUGCUGUCAUCCCUAUCAAGAAACGAAGAUCAGAGGGCCAAAACACCCUGGGUCUUGAUGAACUGACUUCAAAACGUAUCCACGGCUACAACUUGGGUGGUGGUCUUUAUGGGGACUUGCCUCCCACCAGUCAUGAGAACCAGCCAACUGGAGCUCCAGGAGGUGCUGCCAUGCAGGGAGGGCUUCCUCUGCCCUUCCCUAAUCCAGCACCAGAGGUGGACCUGGCCCCAGAGGCUCCCCAGCCCCCUGUCACCCUCAACCCCACACCUGUCACAGCCCCCUAUCUACCAGAGACCCACAACGAGCCACGCAAAAAGAAGUAUGCCAAAGAAGCUUGGCCGGGCAAGAAACCCACCCCGUCACUACUCAUCUAACCAGUUUCAUAAAGCUGCUGACUCUCAGGUUACCGGUAGAUACAUCAGGGACUGUGACCUGGCAGAGGUGGAGUCAUCACUUUUUUUUUUAUUUGUUGUGUCACUCAUUGUCAUCAGAAAGGCACCACACAAUUAACCUGUGGUGUAUCAGAAGAUAUCAUCUACCUUACUAAGUCAGCAGUUGAUAUUUUGGCAGAAAAACAGCUCAAUCUUGUUGACUACAAACAAAAUUAACAGACUUGGCAGUGAGCAUUUUAGUACCAGAUUGGCCGUUAAAUAUACUUGUCUGAGUGAAAGAGUACAUGGAUACGAUGGGUCACCAAGUUAUGUUUUUGAUGUAAUGGAUGUAAAUUUUUUUUUUUCUACUAAACGCGUUGCAACAGUUUUUUUUCACUCCUUCAAUAUUUUGAUAAUACAAUUAAACAAAUGGCUAAAAAGUACUUUUAUACGAGAUAUUUUACUGUGAGAAGUCACGAAAGUCAGAGAAUCCAGACAUGAAGUCAGUCUCUAUCAAAACACAGGGCUGCUUUUUAUUUUGAAAACUUGACAUAAUUUUACUCUCGCAUACUCAGACAUUUGUAUUACCUGUUUUAGACCAAUAUGACACUGAUUGAAGUUUCUUGCAUUUGUCUUACAAGCCACUAGAUGGUGACAAGUGCGCAAAGGUCAGAGUUUUCAAUGAGGCUUGGCUGGAAACAUGCAAGUACAAUUGUUCAUGGCCUGUUGCACUAACAUUGUCCAAAAUCUAUAUGUGGCAUCACAUGAAAGUGGUGCUGCAAGCUUCUAGUUACUCAUUUGGAUUCUUCUGCAGAUAAAAGCCAUUGCCCUGUCCAAACAAUAUGUUGGUCAUGUCAAUUUGUCCUUUAGGUUUUCUCGGUAUAUUGAGUUUUAAAUGGUUUGUUGCCUAUUUUUUCCAGCACCAGUAUAUUGUAAAUACUAGGAUUUUACAGUUUUUUUUACAUUUGAUUGUUAAUUGGAAUGUUACUAAGUAGUAACAGAUUAGAAUGGAUUCCAGCACAGUAACAAAUACCAAUUUUGCUGCAAAAUAAGAAGUUAGUGAAAACAAGUGUUUGGUUUAGGAAGAUUUAAUGGUCAUGUAGCAUGUUAACAUCUUUCACAUGCAACAGAGUAGAGUGCAGUUUAUACCGUAUACUAUUCAUAAUUUGUUUACCUGAAUUGAACUCGGACAUAGGAGGAAAAGAAGACAAAGGAACAGAAAUGAGGUUAACCAUGUACUCGAAGUCAAGUAAAGGUCCCAUGAAAUGGUACAUUUACUUUUUUGCUUUUAUUCAAAGGUAGACGGUAGACAAGAGAGGCAGUGACCUGCAACAAAGGUACCUAGCUGUAAUCACACAAGGCACUGUGGUUACAAUGUACAAAAUGCAUUUUAACCACAAGGCCACCACGAUACACAUUUCUGUUUCCUUUUGAAAGAGGGUGUAAGGUGGGAUAUUGGACCUUGAGCCGUGGUGUAACUGGGCUUGUAGUUAUGUAUGAAAGGUGGGUUGAGUUUAAAGAACAGGCAUGUGGUCAUACAUAAAGAUGCACUGUUCCAGAAAGAGCAGUUUUCCAUGAUCAAGUGGCCAUUUCAUGGGAUCUUUAAAUCAGUAAAAGGUUGAAGAUCAGAGAUCAAGGAAAGACGAGGUGUUUCAUUUUUACAAACUGUGCUGGUGACUUUUUGUCCUUGUGGGCCUGUGGAUUUUGUAAUCAUAUGACUGUAAAUAAAAAAUGAAUUACUUUUGACUCAAAACUCAA
Messenger RNA from Seriola aureovittata, 2882 nucleotides. It is a transcript of the gene ppp1r8b, whose product is annotated as protein phosphatase 1, regulatory subunit 8b. The transcript has 7 exons. Lineage: Eukaryota; Metazoa; Chordata; Actinopteri; Carangiformes; Carangidae. The coding region runs from base 78 to 1127 and encodes 349 amino acids. The record is from RefSeq and is a predicted model, not a curated record. Gene Ontology annotation, molecular function: protein binding; protein serine/threonine phosphatase inhibitor activity; mRNA binding. Gene Ontology annotation, cellular component: nuclear speck.